Messenger RNA from Centruroides sculpturatus (bark scorpion), 6721 nucleotides. RefSeq lists its product as uncharacterized. Gene Ontology annotation, molecular function: nucleic acid binding; aspartic-type endopeptidase activity. The coding region runs from base 998 to 6598 and encodes 1866 amino acids. The record is from RefSeq and is a predicted model, not a curated record. NCBI's taxonomy places the organism in Eukaryota, Metazoa, Arthropoda, Arachnida, Scorpiones, Buthidae. The transcript has a single exon. Gene Ontology annotation, biological process: DNA integration; proteolysis.
GUAGAUUUAUAACUUAACCCAACUGAUAAGAAUUUACUUGUGGGUUCUCAGACGAGGUUCGAACUCGAGUAAACCGUGAAAUUCUUGCUUGACACAAGAUGUAAACAACGAGACUCGGAACGGUUCGAGUAUGUGUCAACUAUCUGAUAAGGUCUUAGCGGAAGACAAACUCUAACACGAGCGCUCAUAAACAGGUAGAUCUUUGACUCGCGUGUCUAUAAAAUGUUGGCCGAAAUAAACCUUUUCGAACAAAAAAUAGAGGAAUUUUUGAUAGGUGAAAGGUGAAAAUGAUCGUUAAAUUCUUAGACGUCAAAAAUGGUAAAUAACGGCCUGAGUUAUGAGUGCGGGUGUUAUUAUUUUAUAAACAGUCAUCGAGCAGAGUCGACAAAGACGUAUCAGAUGGACACCUCGAAUCGGACCUUUCCUGCGACCCAAAAAGUUUCGUCUUGCACUUGGAGACAAAGGAGAGACCAAUCGGGAAGCGAGGAAUGGGACGAGGGACCAAUCCGAAAUGCGAACAGUGGGGGAAAAACUAUAAAAAUCGGAACUUCAAGGUCGAAGAAGAGUCUCCUCCGGAUUAAACCUACAGUGGUGAAAAAUUGUGUUGUGCAUCUGCCACUCACCGAGGACACCGCAACGAAACAAUGAACUUCUGCUUCAUCCGGAUAUCCUUCUCGUCCGCCCGAACUGCGACCGAGAUCACGAACUUUCGCCGUUCCCAGGAGCACCGAAAUUUUGGAAUUAUCCUAUAUCGAUGUAAGCAUGAAUUUGAACAAAUAAACGGGUUUUAUUUUGUAAAACACUUGUGCAUCAUUUGCCUCCUUCGCCACCGCCCACAUACGCGGUUUCCCUUAGGCUCAUUCUGACGCGAGAUAGACUUUUUCCCCUUCAACGUCGGCAAACCUUACACUGGUGUCAGAAGCUCGAGAUUAUUUGUGUCCCACAACAUUUGAGUAAGUGAGCCGACGAAAAGUUUAUCUAGAAAGUGGGUUGAACGAUGGAGGCUGAUGCAGGUGUUCCGACGCGACCUCGAGACGGUAGCAGUAGCGGCUCUUUCUCCGCGUUCGGAGGAAUGAUCCCAACAUUUUCGGGCGAAACGAGACGCGUGUCUGAUUUUUUCGACACAUUGGGAGAAAUCGCAAGUUUGGCAGGAUGGAUGCCUCGCCAGUGUCUGAGCAUUGCCAAGUGCAAGCUCAUGGGCGUGGCUCGAGACUUUGCGUGGCGCGACCUGCAGAUGAAAUGCGUGACGGACUUCGAUACUUUUAAAACACUAAUGAUUCAACGAUUUGAUCGUGAGCCGUACUCUAUUAAGGUACAAAAAUUCCACGCGUGUACCCAGAGGAGAGAUGAAAAGGUGCAGGAGUUCGCGGUCCGCUUGCAGACUCUCGCUAGCGCAAUGGCCAUAGAUCACACGGGUUCAAACGAACAGGAGAGCGCAGUUAUUAAACGCUGUCAACAGCGAGAACUGGACGAAAAAUUGCGUGUCCAAUUCUUGCAUGGCCUAACUGAUAGACUAAAGAGGCAGGUUAUGACGCACGAUCCGGCGACCUUCGCCGAAGCGCUUAAAAUUGCGAUCCGCAAAGAGACGAUAGAUCAAUUAGCAGGAAAAACGCGGAGUUUAGUCGCCAGUGUAGGCGAUACCAUAGAUAAUUGUGACGCUCAGUCAGAGGAGGCCAAUUCACGGAGAGAAUCGGCUUUCAACACUAAAAUCGCACAACUUUCGAAGCAAUUAGUCACAUUAGGGAAAAGAUUAGAUCAACAGCCUACGCGUCAGCAAACAAACGGCUUCCGACGAGAACCCUCGCGAACCAAUCGAACCCAAGAAGCUGAAAGGGCGAACAAUGGGAUGCGAAAUCCGCGCUAUCCCCCAAGCCCGCAGCGUCGUACACCGCAACAGUUUUCCCCGCGAUCAUCGCUAGCCUUCCCGCGACGACAACCCCGCAUGCGUUACCCCUUUUACAAUCAAUACUCGGAACAAGGCCCAAUUUUUCCGUGGAGAGGAAACGAAGAACGAUAUUUACAAAACUUUUCGCCGAAUUUGAAUCCAUGGGAGUAUGUCCCAUUACCACCCGAAUGGUAUGGAGGAAACAUCCCUCCGCCAUAUCAGGGAAGGUGGGGAGCGAAACGCGACGCUUCCGAAUGGGCAGUCCCCACACGAAAUGUACGGAACCCUUUUCAAACCCAUCAGUCAGGACAAAUACCAUUUUAUCAGGCGCGAUUCGGGCAAUUCGAACCCGAAAGUAGCGGACAUUUUGCGCCCUUUCCCUUUUAUCCACCGCGUGAUAGUCAGUGUAGUACAGGUAGUGGCUUCGAAGCCGAACGAACGCCAUCCAACGCGACCCCUUCCAGAUUUUUAGCUUUACCCGCGCCAGAACGUAGCUCAUCAGAAAAUAAACAAUCGCGAAAUUUAGAUAGAGUCACAUCGGUACAAUUUCGAGAACGAAACUGCUAUGUAGAACGGCCUCCGGAAGGGCCAAUUCAAACCCCAUUAGCGGGAAUAAACGAAUCGAAAGGUAGAAAAUUGCCUCCCUGCACGAUGAUUUGCGAAAUCGAGGAUAAAGAGGUACGGUUGACAAUAGAUACGGGCGCAGCCGUUACCCUAAUAUCACGAAACCUUUUCCCUAACAUAGAACAAUUACCGCGAGCCGAAACGAGAACGGUAGAAUUAGUUAGCGUUACCGGUCACAUUAUAGAGACCAUUGGGAAGUUUAGGUUAAAAUUCAGAAUCGGACGAUUAGUCUUUUAUCAUGAUUGUUAUUUGGUAAGGCCCGAAAUCACCGAGCCGAACGACGGAAUUUUUGGGAGAGACAUCAUCGAAUUAUAUGAUGUCACAAUUUCGGUUAGAAACGCAACACUUAGCUUCCCCUCGGGCGAUAUUGUGUCAUUUUGGGGUUUGGCCGAGAUAAAGGAAACAGCCACCCGUCCUAGUUCAAAAGAAGCUAACGAAAAUAGUCUUAAGCAAAUUGACACAGACACACGUGAGUUGACAAGAGACGAUUUAAAUUCAACGCCAAUUAGCAAAAACGAGAAUAAAACAAAAAGGGAUGCGGAAACGAAAAAGAAAAAUAAACGCGCACGAAAUAACAGGCGAAAAAUAAAACGGGAGAAGUCAAAACAAACAACCGUUAAAAGUUUAGGACAGGGAGAGAACAACUCUCCUAAGGAAGUGACGUUAGCUGAAGAUUACGUCAUUCCCCCGCGGUCAGAGGUCAUCGUGGAAGGGAAAGUCCACUCUCCGGUGACUAAUCAAGUGGGAGUCAUUGAACCGACACCUCCCGAUAGUGAGGGAGUGUUUAUUGCUAGUACGUUAGUCAAAACACGGAGGCGUGGCAAAGUACCUGUAAGGAUAAUGAACGUGAAAACACAACCCGUUAAGAUUAAAAAGGGGAAUAAAAUAGGAAUCUUUCUUUUAGCAGAAGAGGAAACAAAGGAAAAUGCAGAGCGGAAUAAAAUUACGCGAUCAAAUGAAAUAGAGUUAACAAGAGCUCAAUUUGCGAAUUUAUUUGACUUUAGUGAAGUAGGGAAGGAUAAGUUGACCCCUUUGUUAGAUUUAUUAUACAAAUAUAAACACGUGUUUGCGAAAGACGAUUUCGACUUGGGCUAUUGCGAUUUAGUGGAGCACAAAAUAGACACAGGGAACAGUCCCCCGGUUUGUCGUGCCCCUUACCGAAUUCCGUAUGCGCAACGGGAAAUAAUGGAUGAAAUAGUGGAAAAUAUGAUUAAAAGUGGAGUAGUUGAACCGUCCAGCUCCCCCUGGUCGGCGCCUGCGUUAUUAGUUGCAAAAAAACCCCAAGGGUAUAGAUUAGUCGUGGAUUAUAGACAAUUAAAUAAACUUACCAAAAUAGACCCGUACCCAUUGCCCCAUAUUCAGGAAUCAUUGAGUUUAUUGGGAAGAUCGCGAUAUUUUACUUCCAUGGAUACAUUAAGUGGAUUUUGGCAGUUGCCUCUGAGUCCUGAAUCAAAGGAAAAGACGGGGUUCAGCACUCCUUCGGGGCACUAUCAAUACAAUCGUAUGCCAAUGGGCGUGACCUGUGCCCCAGCUACAUUCCAAAAAUGCGCGAAUUUGAUAUUAAGUGGCUUGAAAAACAAAAUUUGCCUCGUCUAUAUGGACGACAUUUUAGUAUUUAGUCCAGACUUUAAAUUGCACCUAGAAAGGUUGGAAAUGGUCCUUCAGCGCUUGGCGACAGCGGGACUGAAGCUGAAGCCCCGAAAAUGCCAACUGCUGAGGCGGCAGAUAAAAUUCUUGGGGCACGAAGUGUCGGAAGAAGGAAUCCGACCUGACCCAGCGAAAAUAGAAUGCGUUAGAAAUUUCCCCCAACCUAAGAAUGAGCGAGAUGUUAGAGCAUUCCUGGGACUGACAGGGUAUUAUCGGCGUCAUAUAUCACAAUAUGCUAAGAUUUCAAAGCCUCUUUCAGACUUAUUGAAGGUCGAUGUAAAGUUUCACUGGGGCGAGGAACACAAAGUCGCGUUCGAAAAGCUAAAGGAAAUUUUGAUAACAGCACCCCUAUUAAGAUCCCCAGACUUUGGUAGUCCAUUUGUGUUAGCGACAGAUGCCUCAAACGUCGCGAUAGGUGCCGUGUUGUCACAGGAAGAUGAGCGUGGAGAACUCCCAGUGGCAUAUGCUAGUAGACUGUUAAAGCCGGCAGAAAGGAAUUAUAGUACUACAGAGAAGGAAUGUCUGGCCGUGAUUUGGUCAAUUAAGCAUUUUAGACCAUACCUGUAUGGGAAAAAGUUUAAAAUAAUUACAGAUCAUAGACCCCUUAGGUGGCUCAUAAACGUUAAAGAUGAAAGCUCAAGACUUAGUCGUUGGAAUUUAGCAUUACAGGAAUACCAAUUCGAGAUAAUACACAAACCGGGAAAAGCACAUACCAAUGCAGAUGCGCUUAGCAGAAUGCCCGUGGCUAAGAUUUGUGAAAUGCAACCCAUAUACAGUAAAGAACAAGUUAGGGAACAACAGCAAAAAGAUCCCUUUUGUAGUCAAGUAAAGAAACAAUUAAUGGGAGACCCAUCCUCACGAGAUACAAACUUAGAUGCAACAAACUUUUAUUUAGAUGCAGAUCAAACCCUUUAUCAUAGGAAAACGAUACCGGAAAGGAACGAAGUAUGGGAUAGACUAGUGAUUCCCCAAAUAAUGAUAGAAUAUAUUUUGAAAUUGUUUCACGACAUUCCCAGCUCAGGACACUUAGGUGCUAAAAAAAUGCGUAAGAAAUUACAAAACCAGUUUUAUUGGCCAGAAAUGAACAAACAUAUUACGCACUACUGCGAUAGUUGUCAGGAAUGCGCGAUAAGGAGAAGACCCCUGCAUGGUCAUCAAGCCCCUUUGCAGACGUUUCCGAAGAUAUCGAGACUUUUCGAGCGUACUGCAUUAGAUAUUCAGGGUCCACUCCCCACUACUCAUAACGGAAACAAAUACCUAUUAGUCUUUGUCGAUCACUUCUCUAGAUGGGCAGAAGCAAUCCCGUUACCCGAUAUUACCGCCAAAACAGUGGCGAAGGCAUUCGUAACCCAAAUUAUUCUAAGACAUUCGGUCCCAAGACAAUUACUUACCGAUAGAGGAUCUAACUUCGUAUCCAAAGUUAUGAAGGAAGUCUGCGAAUUGUUACACGUAGAAAGGCUCCUUACAACAGCGUACCACCCCCAAUGUAACGGCAUGGUCGAACGAUUGAAUAAAACUCUCAUAGACAUCUUGACUCAUUAUGUUGACGCAGAUCAGCGCAAUUGGGAUGAAAUGAUCCCUUAUGCUCUUUUCGCUUAUAAUACUACCGUGCAUUCGAGCACAAAUGAGACCCCCUUUUUCCUUUUAUAUGGACGCGAUCCGACUUAUCCCUUUGAUAUCGUUACCGAACCAAAUAAACCCCGAUAUGACGUAAGCGAAAAUUAUGCGAGCGAACUAAGAGUGAGGUUGGCCUCAGCCCACAAGAUAGCUCAGGAACACGCGGAAAAAGCUGCGAACGACAGGAAUACCUAUCAUCAACGUAAGCACAAGCCGUACAAAUUUGCGAUAGGCGAUAGAGUCUUCGUCAAUGAAGUGGCUAUCCCCACAGGAUUGAAACGAAAAUUAGCGCCGCGAUGGCACGGUCCCUAUAGAAUAGUUGCAGAAACGAGUCCCGUAGAUUUUGUAGUUCAGCAUGUUCAUUCCGGGAAACAAUUGCACACACACGCGAAUCGGAUGAAGCCGGCAAUCGCAAGGAUGGAAUUUGUAACGCCUGAUGCAGGCAGAGAGGAUGCUGACACAGCAGACACAGAUAUCCCUCCUCUAACGGCAAAACAACCACAAGUAGAAUGCGUUGACCCCUGGGACGAGAUCAUUUUAGAAGCACUCCAAAACAAUUCGCCCGAUCCAAAAGAUACCGCGGAAAGAACAGAGAUCGAGCGACCCGUGACCCCUCCUCCUCAAACCUCACACCGAUACGCUCUCCGGAGUCAAGGACCUGUGAGUGAAUAUCCCUGGGUACUUCCCAAAUCGUCGGGAAAUAUUCAGCCGAAGGUGACGACGGUGCGAGACGCGGAUGUUCCCGGGACUUCUCAACAGAGGGAGGACCCCCCGCGACUGCUACCGUUCGCUCCUACCGGUCUAUUUACCCAUUGUAAAUGGUAGCUUCUCUUUCUCGUGGAAGAGAGGUUGUCAUCUUCCGGAUGGAAAGAGGUCAAUUGUAAAUACGCGUACGCUUUCAAAUUUAUUGUCGCGAAGUCAGAAAUGGUAGUAAUGUGAACUUCCUUU